This is a messenger RNA of Nezara viridula (southern green stink bug), 1834 nucleotides long. NCBI's taxonomy places the organism in Eukaryota, Metazoa, Arthropoda, Insecta, Hemiptera, Pentatomidae. The record is from the annotation of a GenBank genome assembly.
GCAUAUGUUUUUUCACAGUGUCAGUUUAUCCAUUUAUUGAUAAAUUUAUAGUAUCAGUUUUAAAAAUUCACUUAUUUCAUUACAUUAAACUCAAUUAUACUAUGCACUAUAAUACAUUCACUUAUCUUUUAAUUUCAUUUUUUCUCCAUACUAUUGGUAGACACCUGUUCAAUACCAAAUGAUCACUUAAAGAUUAAGGAAGAUUAUUCACUGUUUAGUUCCAUAGAGGCAGGCACUGCAGCUCUUCAGCCAGUUUCUCUCACAAUCUGUCCAUGUUAAUUGAGGCAAUCAUCAUAUUAGUAGCUACGUUAUGUGCGUCAUACUAUUGGUUGUUUGGCUUCUGGAAUAGGAGGAAUGUCUUCAACGUCAAAUUCCAAAUUACUUUUCUAACAUUCAUUAAAGUAUUAAUAAAGAAUGAACACCUCGGAAAUAUCUUUGCCGAUAUAUACAAGAAAUACAAAAGCCAUGGUAUGGUUGGAUUUUAUAUACUGUUUGAUCCAAUGCUAUUAGUGACCAAUCCAAAAUUAGUUGAAGAGGUGAUUGUGAAAGAAUUCAAUAAAUUCCAUGACACUCCAACGGAAAUGAAGAAGGGAAUCAACCCUCUAUUCGCACUUAAUCCAUUCGCUGCAAAAGGAACGGAAAAAUGGAAGGAGCUCCGAAGUAUUCAAGCUUCGAAUAUGACCACAUUCAGGUUCAAGGAGAUUCUCCCGAUCAUAUAUUGUGUAGCUGAGAACAUGGUAAAUUACUUGACAGAAAUGAAAAUGGAACCCAUCGCGGCAAAAGAACUCUCCUUCUUGUUUUCUGUGGAAAGUUCAUGUUUAUGCGGAUUCGGUGUUCAACCUAAUGCAUUUACCGACUCGGAAAAUAGUUUUAUCGAAUAUUCAGAAAACAUUUUCAAACCUUCGCCGUUUACGAUGUUCUGUCACUUUUUAUUGCCUUGGAUUGGCAAUCUUCUCAAACUAAGGAUUUUAUCAAAAGAUGCAGAAGAAUCCUUUAUAUUAUUUGUUAAAACAAUAUUCGAAUACAGAUCGAGGUCAAAUGUAACGAAAAAUGACUUCAUCUACUAUCUUAUGAAAUUAAACCAAAAGUUGAAAGAAGGAAAUAAACCAGAGUAUUCAAACGUAGAAUUGGCAGGACACUGCUUGACAUAUUACUUGGACAGUACCCAGACCACAUCAAACCAACUGGCCUUUUUUCUCCUCGACUUAGCAAAUCACCAGCACGUCCAGGACAAGUUGAGGAAAGAAAUUUCUUCAAUUUCAAACUCUCCGAGAGAUUUCGAUCUAGAAAAAGUCAACUCCAUUAGAUAUUUGAAUAUGGCAAUUAACGAAAGCUUAAGGAUGCACACUCAAGGUACUUGGAUAUCCCGUACUUGUACUCAGGAUGCUGUUAUUGGAAAUACUCCUAUACCCAAAGGUACCAAAGUCUUCGUUCCGGUUGAAGCGUUCCACAACGACCCGGAGUGGUUUCCCAGUCCUGAAAAAUUCGAUCCUGAAAGAUUUUCUGAAGAGAGAAAGGACUCCAUUCCCAAAUACACCUUUCUUCCUUUUGGAGAAGGACCAAGGAUAUGUGUUGGUUACAAGCUAGCUUUACUCCAGAUAAGGAUGGCAGUGAUAUUCUUGGUUCUAAACUUCACCAUCCUCCCAUCCAGUAAAGUAGACAGAGAGGAAAUCGUCUUGGAAAACGCGUUGUUACCAACACCUGGACAUAAUGCCAAACUGAAGUUCAAACCAAUGAAGUGUAUUGAUCAAUAAACAUAUUAGCAUUAACAUUUGAUUCAUAUAUACCUAAGAUUUUAAUAAUACUCGUAAUUAACAAUUAUGUAUAUAUAAAC